Molecule: messenger RNA, 1367 nt
Organism: Schistocerca americana (American grasshopper)
Lineage: Eukaryota; Metazoa; Arthropoda; Insecta; Orthoptera; Acrididae
Product: ADP-ribosylation factor-like protein 6-interacting protein 4
Exons: 2
Coding region: 331-981 (216 amino acids)
Source: RefSeq, a predicted model, not a curated record
UAUGCUAAGUCUCUGGUAGGUGGCAGCACAUGUGUUGCCGGUGGAUUUCUAGAUAUGUUUGUUCUCAAGUGGAAGACGAAUAACACGCUAGUAAUUUUUACGUGCACUAAACUUAAGUGAUAUUAUAAUUGAUGUUAAAGGCGUCACAUAGUACUUCCUGUUGCUCCUAUGAUGUUUCAUGGACCUGUUUCGCUACAGUGCCAAAUUAGUUUUACGUUUAGUGCACGGACCAUACGAUAUAGUUCAGUUCAGAAUGUUUGUACAUAAACAAUUAAUCACUUUCGUAAGCAAAACGAGUGAAACCUGAUUUUACAGUUUCCCGACAAUAUUAUGAAUGCUGAAGAAAAUUCCAACACUAAAUCUGAAGCACAGGCGCCAAAUGAAGUUACUGAAUUAUUUCAGAAAAAGAAAAGGUCGUCUAGCUCAGAGAAUGGCUCACCGAAACGAAAGAAACAUAAGACCGAAAAGCAUAAAAAGAAGAAACGUGAAUCAUCAUCGGAAUCUGUAUCGCCAGAUAGUGAUUCAUCACUAAGCACAAGUUCAUCUUCUACGAAGGAGAAGAGAAAAAAACGGAAAAAGAAGAAACACACAAGAGAAAAGAAGAAGAAAGUGAAGAGAGAGAAGGAGAAGAGGAAAAGAAAGAAGGAAAAGAAAAGGAAGAAGAGGCAAAGCAAGGACGAAGAAAUCAUUGGACCAGUUCUACCAGAGGAUGCAGUCAAAACCUCGCCGUCUGUUGACACGAUUUCACAGACCACUUGCAGAUCUAUGGCACCAAUGACGAAAGAAGAGUGGGAAAAGAAGCAGAGUAUUGUGCGACGAGUAUUUGAUGAAGAAACUGGAAGAUACAGGCUGAUAAAAGGAGAUGGUGAAGUCUUGGAGGAGAUUGUGAGCAAGGAACGCCAUCGUGAAAUUAAUCGACAGGCAACAGUGGGUGAUGGAGCUUUCUUCCAAGCUAAACUUGCUACACUGCAGCCUAAAUAGUAAUAUAUUGUACUGUUGGAUAGCUAUUUCAUUGUAUAUAUCACAUGUUAUAAUCAUUAAGAAGUAACUUGUGAAGUACUUCUUUUCAUUCACACAUAUUGUAAUUUCAUCUCCAUUUUGAAGAUCAAUAGCAUUUACACACAUAUUACAUUUGAGAAUAAUUUGGUUACAGAUUAUUCAUUUCUUUUUUUUUUUUUUUUUAAAAAAAAAAAAAAAAGCUCAUACCUACUAUUCCAUAAAGUAACUUUGUGGGAUUCUGUUCAAGUACAAAAAUAUGAUAAUGUGUAAAGACUGAGUUUUAUUCGCAAUACUUAACAAGUAAAUGAGUGUGAGAAUGUAUGUAUAUGUUUUAGAGUUGAAUAAAUUAGUCUUCAUUGUUUUGGGAA